GCAUGUGUAUAUACGGCGUGUGCUUGACAGACUGCCCUGUCCCUCUCUCUGGACUUCACGCUCAGAGCGCCCACCGGCACCUCCUCGCCCGGCACCGCCAUGCGGAGCACCACCACUUUGACCAUCCUUGUCCUGGCGGCCGCUACCUGGACUGUCUCUGCAUCUGCCAUAGGGAAGGAGGUGGACUGCUCCAAAUACACAAGAGAAGGCUCCAAGAUCAAAUGCACAAAGGAGCUGAAACCCAUCUGUGGCACAGAUCAGAGAACUUAUAGUAAUGAAUGUGUAUUUUGCAUGCUAAACCAAGACAAAGGACUUCAAGUCAGAAAACUUCAUGAUGGUAAAUGUAUUGAGUGCACCACAUACUCUAACAUAUGUACCAUGGAAUACAUGCCUUUCUGUGGAUCUGAUGGACGCGAAUAUCCCAACAAAUGUUUGUUUUGCAACGCUGUUGUGAAGAGUGGUGGUACCCUUUUUUUGGCAAAUUACGGACAGUGCUGAGUCACCCUGAGGCUGCAGGACCCACGCUCCCUCCGGGAGAUUCCACGCACAGAACCGGUUUCUCCAGGUUGGCUGAGGUGGCGAAUAUGUGGACCUGACUCUUCAAUAAAAGAUUCUCAGCAGAAAACUGUCA
This is a messenger RNA of Manis javanica (Malayan pangolin), 631 nucleotides long. The record is from RefSeq and is a predicted model, not a curated record. Lineage: Eukaryota; Metazoa; Chordata; Mammalia; Pholidota; Manidae.